Agrilus planipennis (emerald ash borer) is the source of this 1055-nucleotide messenger RNA. RefSeq lists its product as uncharacterized. Gene Ontology annotation, cellular component: nucleus. The record is from RefSeq and is a predicted model, not a curated record. Gene Ontology annotation, biological process: double-strand break repair via homologous recombination; regulation of DNA-templated transcription. The coding region runs from base 201 to 911 and encodes 236 amino acids. The transcript has 4 exons. NCBI's taxonomy places the organism in Eukaryota, Metazoa, Arthropoda, Insecta, Coleoptera, Buprestidae.
UCAUCGAAUAUCAACAGAAAAUACAAUCAGAAAGACAGCAAGAAAUCCAAAAACGGAUAAAAAAAGAAUUGGAAAAAUCAAAGUGUUCCAAAAGAGAGGUGACAGAAGUUUGGAAAUUGGCAGUUUUUGAUGCUUACGACAAAUGUUCCGAUAAAUUGCACAUUUUUACUGUUUGGAAACCUACAGAAGAUCAUCUACAUAUGAUUAAAGAAGGACGAACUAUUCUCGUUUACAAUGUACUACCAAAGAAAAGUGGAGAUCUUGCUUCGAACGCUCGGACUAGAUUUCAUUGUUUAGACGAGGAUAAUUCCAAGAGAUUCGAAGAAAUUAACAGACGUGUUUUGCCCAUUUCUUCUAUAAGUCAUACCACGGGGAAAGCGUUAUCGAAUGAAUUUGAUACCAUAGGAACAAUUGUUCGACUUAAAGUUAACGAUAACGAACAAGAAAUGUGGUUAACUGAUCAAAACCUCAAAUUGUUAUUUAUAAAAGUAAUGGAAGGUCCUAAACUGUGUUGUUUGUUCGACGGCCUUAACGUUGGACAGAACAUUGCCAUUUGGAACUUAGUUACAUUCGGUUUACAAGAUAAAGUGGCGCAGGCUAUUGCUAACCAAUAUACACUUGUUUCCGGUCAUCCUCAAGCCCCAUAUUUGCGGGAAGCUUUAAAAAAAUAUUCCGAAGAGGUCACAAACGUAAACGAUCUAGUGAAGGAGGCUGAUAUCAAAGUUGAAGAGUGCAUUAUCAGAUCUGAGUUCUUUCAAAAUAGAAAUUACACGAAACCGCUCUAUUCUUCGGUUUCGAUUAAUGUCAGCGAAAUAUUCGACGAGAGUUCCGAAGAUAACGCUUCGAUACCUGCGGGUCUGACCAAAACCGACGUUGCCAUGUCUCUCAUAAAUACCGACGAAUUCUGUUAAAAAAUUGUACAACUAAACCCGAACCAAAAAAUUACAUGUAAUUACCAUAAUUUUGUAAAAAUCAAUUAUUGAAAUGAAUUAAUAUAUCGUUAUUAAAAGAAAGGGAUUAACUGCAGUAAAUUUGUUAGUUGUUUGUAAAUUGUU